Manis javanica (Malayan pangolin) is the source of this 1284-nucleotide messenger RNA. Lineage: Eukaryota; Metazoa; Chordata; Mammalia; Pholidota; Manidae. The record is from RefSeq and is a predicted model, not a curated record.
GUGGGAUGCAGUGGGAGGUGCUGGUGCGGGGGCCUCUUGGUUCCGAGCCCUGAAGUCACGCUGGGCUGGGCUGGGAGGCGUGGGGGUCCUAGUGGAUGGCCCUGGCGCCUAGAGGCUCCUCCCCGGGACUGCCGCUCACACGGGUCUCUAGGAGUGUUUCCUGCCCGGUUCCCCAGAUGGUAUCUGUCUGGGCUCCAAGGCCCCUGGGCAGAGUGGUUUGGCACCAGCGUCAUGAGAGAUCUGAGUGCACAUGCGCCAUGGCCAGCGGCCGUGCAGCCUGGUCCUGCUGGGUCAGGGGUGCCCAGGGAGAAGCCAGGGGCGAUGGGCAGGGGUGCUGGCCUGGGGCUGAGGCUCGGCUGUGGGGCCACCUGCCAGGUGCUCAGGCCCUCUCUCCCAACUGCAGGUCCGACUCAGGAGAUGAGCAGUUUCCAACUAUUUGCCGGGAAGACCUGGAGAUACACAGCUACUUCGGGGACCCCCACUGCUGGGGGGGGCAGGAGUGUUCCAGCGGAGAGGAGCUCUGUGAGGAUGGCAGCUCGCCAGGUGGAAGCAGCAGGCAGUGCUCUGGCUCCUACAGCCGGUACCCGGGCAGCAGCGUGGACCCUGGGUGGCCCCAAGGCUAUCAUCACCCUCAGGGCUUCUUGGAAGAGGAGGACUGGCCCGUCUGCUACGAUUCCCGGAGAUCUCCAAGGAGACGCCUCCUACCUCCCACCCCGACAUCACCCCGGAGACCCUCCUUCAGCUUUGAGUGCCUGCGUCGGCAGGACAGCCAGGAGGAAGUGCCACUGUCCCCUUCCGUCCCCCGCCGCACGGCCCUACCCCUGCACCUGAUGCAGCGCCAGGUGAGCGAGGCCUGCCCUCAGGCCGCCCCUCCGGCGGCUGCCACACUGGGGGAUGGGAGAGGGCCUUCAUCUGCACCCCAGCUCAGUCCUGAACCAGCACCGUCAAACAGGCACCUUCCUGAGUGAGCCCCGCUCCAGGGGUGAGCCAUGCCAGAGGAUGGGCACUGUGCCCAAGCCCCCACGGGAGGUGGGGAUGCCGAUGCUGUGUGACCCCAUGGCGGCUGCCAGCUUCCUCCACUGGGGCCCCAGCCCAGGUGCACACAGCAGUCCCACCACCGAGGACGGGGCCUGGUGCCACCCAUGACCGGGGAGCGGUGGCUGCUGGAUUGGCCCUGGGCCGUCCAUGCUGCCCUCUGCAGGCGACCUGUGGUUCUGAGGGUGGGUGAGCCUCCCACCCUGCCUAUUGGGGCCGUGGGGUCUGAGGGAAGGACCCACCCCUGGG